Messenger RNA from Amorphotheca resinae ATCC 22711, 1247 nucleotides. RefSeq lists its product as hypothetical. Gene Ontology annotation, biological process: post-translational protein targeting to membrane, translocation. The transcript is spliced from 2 exons. The coding region runs from base 142 to 1125 and encodes 327 amino acids. Lineage: Eukaryota; Fungi; Ascomycota; Leotiomycetes; Helotiales; Amorphothecaceae. Gene Ontology annotation, cellular component: endoplasmic reticulum; endoplasmic reticulum membrane. The record is from RefSeq and is a predicted model, not a curated record.
GCGCAUUCAUCCAAUCCCUGAGCACGGUUGCCCAAGAACUGAACACCUCUCCAAAGAAAGCUCAGCCUCGACCUCAGCGUCCCUUUCUCUUCAACCCGCCAACUCUCCUCCAGAGUAACAUCCACAGAGAGUAUACUCACCAUGGCAGACUCACCUCAACCGCCACCUCAAAGGGUACAGUUGCAACCCGGCCAGCAACCAACUCCAGAACAGAUCGAGGCCAUGAGAAGACAAUUAGCCAUCGAUGCACAGAAGGCCGGCAUGUCAGUGCCAGAAUUCGUCCAGAAGCUGAAGGCGCAAGCCAUUGCGCAACAGCAAGCCCAGCAGCAAGCAGCCCAACAACAAGCAGCUCAAGGUCGACCACCACAGCAGCAGCAACAGCAGCAGCAGCCCCAGCCCAUCAACCCAGGCCCUCCAAACCCCGCUGCCCUCGCAGUGGCCGCGUUCCUGAAAAGCCAGGAUCUGAAGAUGCGGACAUGUAUCCUCAAUGGUCAGCGCAAGGACAUGUUUAAAGUCAAGCGCGCCCUCCGCGCCCUGCAAUCCCCAGCCUACGAGAAAGCCCGCAAGAAGAACCCCCUCCUCCCCGAGAUCACCGACCGCGCCUCCCUCGAAAACACCUUCAAGCUGCUGCCCAUGUCUCUGCUCGCGCUGCGCGUCUCCAAGAUCGACCCGCAUGAGGGCCACGGGCACGCUCCGGGCGCCCACAAGACGAAGCGCGUCAAGGGUCUCUGGACCGUCAAGAUCGAGCAGCAGCAGGAGUGCCGCGAGGAGCUGCACUACGCGUGGUUCUACGAGGGCCCGCAGCUGCGCCAGAAGCUGUACGCGGCGGGCGCGCUCGCCGUCGUCUUCGCCAUCGUCAUGUUCCCGCUCUGGCCCGUCAAGAUGCGUCUCGGCGUCUGGUAUCUGAGUAUGGGCAUGCUGGGCUUGAUCGGUUUGUUCUUCGCCAUGUCCAUCUUCCGCUUGAUCCUGUUCGGCGUUACGAUGUUUGUGGUCCCGCCCGGUCUCUGGCUGUAUCCGAAUCUAUUCGAGGAUGUUGGGUUCUUUGAUAGUUUUAGGCCCGUUUGGGGAUGGCAGGAGGUGAGUUUUGAGUCCCCUAAAAUAUCCCUCCCUCUCCCACCAAUCUAAUAUAAUCUAACCUCCCCUCUUCAAAAAAACAGGAAAAGAAAAAGAAAAAGAAGAAAUCCAAAUCCUCCUCCUCACAAACCACCAACACCUCCGUCCCUACCUCCCUCCCCGGCCAACCCGCC